Molecule: messenger RNA, 438 nt
Organism: Daldinia loculata
Lineage: Eukaryota; Fungi; Ascomycota; Sordariomycetes; Xylariales; Hypoxylaceae
Exons: 2
Coding region: 1-438 (145 amino acids)
Source: RefSeq, a predicted model, not a curated record
AUGGCAUCAAAGGCAACAUCCAUCAAGGAUACCCAAUUCACCGCUAGAGAUAUGGAGAUUCUAGGAAUAGCUUGGCAGUGCUUUGAGGUAGCUCCCAAGAUCAACUGGAACAAGCUUGCCCAGCUUGCGCCUUUCAAGAACGCCUCAACUGCCCGCGCUUGUUUCGGACCUAUCAAGAAAAAGCUCGCCUUGGCCUCAGGAGAAUCGACCACAGCCAACACCAGCGAGCCUAGCACGCCCACUAAAGGCGGCAAGAAGCGCAAGGCCGGCAGCGAGAAGACCCCCGGUUCCGGCAAGAAGACUAAGACGUCCAGAAAGGCUCUUUCUAAGUUCAAGGACGACGAUGGUGAAGAUGAAGACGAGACCAAUGCCAAGAUCAAAGCCGAUAUCAAGGCUCAAGAAGAGGAGGAUGAUGCUGAUGCUAAUUCUUUGGUGUAA